CUAAGAGGAAGACGUGGCGACGAGAAACUGUUGUUGAGACCCUUGUGGAAUUAUGAGUUUGUUUUUGCCUAAAUUGUCGUGUAAAAAGGAUAUAGAUGAAGUUAUUAAAACAGUUGCAGAGAAAGUGCUGGUUUUGCGCUUCGGACGGGAUGAAGACUCUGUGUGUAUGCAGUUGGACGAGAUUCUGUCAAAAACCUCCCACGACCUGAGUAAGAUGACGUCUAUCUAUCUUGUGGAUGUGGAUAAGGUGCCAGUUUAUACCCGAUACUUCGACAUCAGUUAUAUUCCUUCGAUUGUCUUCUUCUUCAACGGGCAGCACAUGAAGGUCGAUUAUGGGUCUCCGGAUCAUACCAAGUUCGUCGGAUGCUUUAAAACAAAGCAGGACUUCAUCGAUCUUAUUGAGGUGAUCUAUCGUGGUGCCAUGAGAGGAAAACUGAUCGUGCAAAGCCCUAUCGAUCCACGAAAUAUCCCUAAGUACGAUCUGCUCUACCAUGGGAUUUAGCUGUGAAUCGUUUCACUACAAAUUUGAAGGUCGGGUUUGUGAAACGGGGCUUAAAUCACAAAGGCACAUUUGAAAAAAAAUUAAAUUUUUAUAAAGCAAAGCUGUGAGGUGUUUGCUUGCAUUCGUAAAGCAAAUGAAUGUCAAGGACUUCAGUUGUUUCCUAUGGAAAUGCCUUUUAGAUUAGUUUUUGAAAAACAGAUGCUGUCAUUCCUACAUUACUGGUUUUCAUAUGUAUGAAAUGACCUGGUACCCUUUUGCUUUUUUUUAAAUAAAAGAAAGUGUUUGUGUGUGUACUUGUAAAAUAAAUAAAAAAUAAAAUGAGUUACAAAACA
Messenger RNA from Neoarius graeffei (lesser salmon catfish), 834 nucleotides. RefSeq names its product thioredoxin-like 4B (gene txnl4b). Gene Ontology annotation, cellular component: U4/U6 x U5 tri-snRNP complex; U5 snRNP; spliceosomal complex. NCBI's taxonomy places the organism in Eukaryota, Metazoa, Chordata, Actinopteri, Siluriformes, Ariidae. Bases 53 to 502 code for a protein of 149 amino acids. Gene Ontology annotation, biological process: mRNA splicing, via spliceosome. The record is from RefSeq and is a predicted model, not a curated record. The transcript is spliced from 3 exons.